ACUACGUGGCAGGUCGACGACGGGCGGCGUGAUGGGAGCUCUGCACGAGGAGGAGGAGGUCGGCACCUCGAUGAUGGGCAGGUUGACGACAUUGUGGAAGCUCGACAACGGACAGCACGAUGCGAGCUCCGCGCGAGGAGGAGGAGGACGUCGGCUCCGCGUGGAGGGCACCUGGAUGACGACGGGACAGGGGCAGGUCGAUGACGACGGGCAGGUCGAUGACGAUGGGCAGGUCGAUGACGACGGCUGGGCUUCGAACUUCGUCAGCGGGAAGGACAAUCCCCCGUUCGAAUUUGAAUGCGGGAUUGUAGCCCUAAAAACUUUGAAAGUGGCUAAAAGUCGUUAAAAAAGAAAAAAUUCAAGCACUAGGCAGCUGGGGAGGCCGCCACUGGCCAAAAAAAGCCUUUAACCCACUGCACGCGAAAUUGCGCUCGGCCCGCCCGGUGCCCAACCGGGUGACCCAACCGGCCGGCCCGCCCGGGAGCCCUACCAGACGAAGGCCAGGCUGCCGGGCGGUCCGGAUAUUAACACAGCAAAAAACUGCACAGUGCACUGUGCGGGUGGUAACCAAGACUCGAGAAAUGGUUUUAAGAAGCACGUUCAAGCAACUGCUACCAUCACCGACAGCUACUCCUAGCCUUCUGCUGCUUAUUUUGAUCCCACAACCAAGACCGCGAGCAGUGCUCGACCAAUGCUGUUCCGUCAUGAAAAUAGUGAACAACUGCUUCCCAAUCUCCUGACACCACCUUCCGUCCCUUCUUCCCAUAUUGCCAUUUCCAAUCAAACAUAGGUACGACUGUCUUUUGGACAUAUCAUGCACUCUAAAACCGCAACCAGAUGAUCAGAUGAUCGGGAGACUUCCGCGGUCUGGCAUGUGAAACCCGGAUCACCUAUCGUCUACCCUACUGUGUGGGGCACUGGAGGGGAAGGAAGGAAUCCUGCACUGAGAACCGUACCUUGAGAGAUGACCAGAUCUUGCUUCUGUUGCUACCCAACAUAGCAGACUUCCGGCACCAUACUCCCACUCAAGCACUGCAUGCAACUCAGAAAUUUUAUGCAAGAUCAUGAAGCAGGCCCACAGCCAUACUUCGACAGAGAACAAAGCACACCAGUUCUGCUGCUUUUCCCCACCCGCGAAACGCCAGAAAAGGUGCUGUUUAUCCCGGCCCCCAUGAAUGCAACAACAUAGUACGACAGCAGACACAUGACUCUAGUCAUCAAGCGCACCCAUGCAGAGGAGAAGUUGACGACCGCCUACGUUCAGCAAAGUUGAGUGCCCGCCUAUCAUGAAUAAUCCACAGGCCCCUGCAGGCACCGCCGCCACCACUCCAUCAUUACUUCUCCUGCAAAAUAUUAGCUUCAACAGUGCUGAACAGGGGGGUCAAGAAAUAGAUGCAUCUAGGAAAACUAAGAAAAUGUGGGUGGGAGCGUAGGUCAGCGUUCUAACCGCCAGUACAUCAUCGCCCAGGCAAACUUGAAAAUUGAAAAGGAGUCGUUCCAAGAACUUCAGAGGCUCGGGGCCCCCGGACCAAAGCCCCACCCUGGCAUUUCGGCAAAGCUUGGCGCGCAAGGGGAAUCCGCCUCGGCAAAAGAGGCUGGGAUUUACUGGUGGUUUAGGAAGGACUAGCUGCAAUAGAGAGGAGACUUGUGAGGUUGAUAUGGCACUGAAGGCCUUAUUGUUAUCCUGUGCGCAACAUUAACCAUGUCUUGUCCACAUUCUCUGUUCACUGUCGGGCAAGUAGUGCAAUUCACGAUUCAGAAGAAAGGGCACACCACAUCGCUGAACAUCACAAGCACAUGAGAAAGAUGGAAGACUAGAACACGUCCGCCCACACGUUCAUAUUACUUCUACAAUACCUCUUCGAAUGCCUCCGUUGCAUGCAGUGCUCCUGCCAUUCCUUGUCAAAUAAUGGACUCCAACCAUCCUCUCUCUCUCUCUCUCUCUCUCUCUCUCUCUCUCUCUCUCUCUGGGGCAAGCGUCUCCCACCCACCCCCUCCCCCUCUCUCCCUCUCUCAUGUCAUAGUAGUGCACGAUUACGCAUUUGACUCUCUCUUCUCCACUCCCUCCUAUACCUACUCGUUGAAGAAAAGCUGUCAAACCAACUGUAAGUAUGAAUCUCCCAGUCAAAUGUUCAUCUCACGUUGACUGAAGAACAAGAAGCUUUGCCCCCUCCACAGCGAUGCCUCUUUAGAAC
Chara braunii is the source of this 2195-nucleotide messenger RNA. Lineage: Eukaryota; Viridiplantae; Streptophyta; Charophyceae; Charales; Characeae. The record is from the annotation of a GenBank genome assembly.